AUGUUUCGUCCAGCUCCACUGACGGAGCCUGAAGAGACUGAUCAGGAAGAGAAACUUGAUGCGAGAUCUAUAUUUCUAAAACGAGAUGACUUGAGCUCAAAACAUCAGAAUGAGAAGGUGGAGAAUACAGAGGAGCAAAAUGAGGGGCUAGAGGAGGAAAUCAAACGCAAGACAGAGGCCACGGUCUACGUUGAAGGCAUUCCAUAUGAAGCUAAUGAAAGCGACUUGGUGACAUACUUCUCGUCCUGUGGUACGGUGCGUGAGGUGCGUAUGCCACGCUAUCAGGACUCGGGCAAGCCUCGUGGCUAUGCCCACGUGGUAUUCGACGAAGAGGCCUCGCUGGAGAUGGCGCUGAAGUUGGACGGCAAGUACCUAUUCAAGCGCUAUUUAUCCAUUCGGCGAGCCGAAACUCCGCGAGCUGUGGAGCAGGCUUUAACGGAAAAGAGCCAAAAUGCCACAAAAAAGGUCAUCAAGGGAUGUCGCACCGUCUACAUCAAGCAGCUUCCGUACGAGGUUGAGGAAGGCACCAUUCGUGAAGCACUAGCAUCUUGUGGCACUAUCACCAGUGUCCGUUUGCCAAUUUGGAACCACACUAAGAAGCUUAAGGGCUUUGGAUACGUCGAAUUUUCAAGCGAGAACGAAGCGCUGGCUGCCGCCCGACGCAGUGGCAUGAAGAUUGGUGACCGCAUGGUAAUUAUCAGCUUAGACGCAUCUGGAAGCGCACCAAAGUCGAGUUUUCGACAACGAGAUGGUCAGUAUUGGAGCAAGGGCGAGGAGGCAAAGAAAUCACUGGCUAAGAAAAUUAGUGAGAAGCAGCUACGCCAGUCUGGUAACAAAAAGCGAAAGAACAAGUAG
Messenger RNA from Plasmopara halstedii, 855 nucleotides. RefSeq names its product 31 kda chloroplastic. Bases 1 to 855 code for a protein of 284 amino acids. NCBI's taxonomy places the organism in Eukaryota, Oomycota, Peronosporomycetes, Peronosporales, Peronosporaceae. Gene Ontology annotation, molecular function: RNA binding. The transcript has a single exon. The record is from RefSeq and is a predicted model, not a curated record.